Messenger RNA from Hydra vulgaris (swiftwater hydra), 3017 nucleotides. Its product is annotated as NACHT, LRR and PYD domains-containing protein 3. The record is from RefSeq and is a predicted model, not a curated record. Gene Ontology annotation, molecular function: protein binding. Lineage: Eukaryota; Metazoa; Cnidaria; Hydrozoa; Anthoathecata; Hydridae. Gene Ontology annotation, biological process: signal transduction. Gene Ontology annotation, cellular component: cytoplasm.
AUUCCUUUAUAAAUUGUUUAAAUUAAAGUUUGUUAUAGCAACUUUUUUUUAUUACUCCAAGUUAUAGUAAGAAUGUUUUGUAUUAGGUUUUUGUUUAUAAUUGUAACAAUAUAAUUCAUUUUUCCAUUAUGAUUUUGUUUUCAACCAUCAUGAUUUGGGCAAGAGCUGUAUGGAUCGAAAAUUAUGAGGAAAUAGAAGAUGUAUAGAAAAAUACUAUUUUUACCUUCUGGUAUAUCUUAUCAUAGAGCUGUCAAUGAUGAAAUGGAUGCAGAUGAAACAUGGGACAAAUAUAAACUUAUCAAAAUCAAAAUUGAGAGUGGUAUUGUGGUUUACCCUUCUCCGGCUAGUAGCUAUACAGAGGUCACAUUACCAAGGUCCCAAAAGACGAGUUCAGCUCACUAGAGAACAUCAUAACCUUAGCAGACUAAGAUUCUUCCCCAUUCAACAUUUUCUACUUUCUCCGAAAGAUUUUUGUUCGAUAAUAUAUCGUUUUCUCUCCAAUUAUAACUGGCUGUUGAAACUAAACACUUGCAUUUUUUCAUUGAGAAAAAACAAAUUGAAUUAGAUUGCUUGCAAGAUCUGUGUUAGAAUACUUGUUUUGCAAAAUUAAAAUGGAACAAUAUAAUUCACAUUCAAAGAAAGAUAAUAACAUUCUUCUUAGCCAAGAGUUUAAAUUAAAUUUUAGUGAAAGCGUUGGAGUAGAUUGGAGAACACUUGGUCGUAGAUUAAAUAUUGAAGAUAAUUAUUUAGACAUGAUUGAUCAAGAUAAUAAUAAAACUAAUGCAAAAGCUUAUUCAAUGUUGCUUUCAUGGAUGCAAAUGAAUAACAAUCCAACACUUGAGGAGUUGAAAAAAGCUUUAAGGAACAUGAAGAGAAUGGAUCUAAUAAGAAAAGUAGACGAAUUCACAAAUUUUUUAUAUUCAUCAGAAAUCACUUGCAGUUGUAAUGUCGAGAAAGAUAUAUCUGAGAUAUGCACAGCACUCAAAAGUUUUUAUCUUACAAAUUAUGGGAAAAUAGAUGAAAUUCAACCACCAUUAAAAUCACCUGCAAAUGUUGAUCUAAUGCAUAAAUUUGUUGAUCUAUGUAUCGUUGAUGCAGUUAAUACUCAAAUAGAUGCUGUUUAUAGUGUUGAGCGAAAGAAAUUUUUUGAGAAGCAAUUGUGUUAUACACCAAUUCCAUAUAGUGAAAUAUUUAUGAAAGAAAAAUCUUUUACAUUAAUAUCCGGAAUAGCUGGUAUUGGAAAAACAUGGUUGCUUAGAAAAUGUUUGCUUGAUUGGUCAAACGAUAUAAUUUGGAAAAAUGUUAAACUUGUAUUUUAUUUGGAAUGCAGGAGGCUUAAUCAAUUUCAAAAUAUUUCUAAUAUUAACGAAUUACUUAAUGUUUUCUACAAAGAUAUUAUCAAUGAUUUUAGUAUCAGUAAUCAUAAUGCACUGUUUAUAAUUGAUGGAUUAGAUGAGUUUAAAUAUUUAAAUGAAUUAAUAAAUCCAAGUUCGAAUUGUAACUAUCCGAUUGUUAAUGUUUUUAAAGAAACUCAAAAAUACAAAUAUAUAGUUGCUGGUAGAGUUUAUGCCAUUAAUCAAUACCAAAGUAUAUCUACAGAGCAUAGUGAUAAGUUAACCAUUCAAAUAAUGGGAUUUAAUGAAAAUGGAAUAAAUAAUUACAUAGAAAAUAAUGUUUUAGAGGAAAAGAAAGAUGUUGUGAAGGCAACAUUAAAGGAAUCUCCAAUUGCUAAAUCCAUGUCAUCUGUUCCAUUUUAUUUAUCUUCCAUGUGUAAGAUUAUUAGUGACUCAAAAAAUGUAGAUAAAAAUUCUUUUUUAACAAUGACAGAUUUGUAUGCAAAUAUUUUUUUAUACUUUUUGCAAAAACACAUCCUCAAAAGCAAUCAAUUGAUUUAUCAGAUUAUGGAAAACGAUUUUAAUAAAAAAUAUGUUUUAAAUAUUUGUAAAAUUGCAUAUCAAUUGUUUCUCAAUAAUAAAGUAAUUUUUUCCAAAGAAGACAUUCAAACUUUAAUCAUUGGUUUUGAUGAAAAUAAAGACAAUUUUUUUGGAUUUAUAGAAAGGAUUGAAACGAAUCUAGGUUAUUACUAUCAAUUUGUACAUUUAACAAUAAUGGAGUUUUGUGCAUCUGUAUAUGCAUAUAAUUGUUUAAGUAGUGAAGAUGUUAUAGCUAAUAAAAGACUAGAGAGUUGUUUAUCAAUGAUUUGUGGAUUAACCAAUAAAAGCCAAAAUAGUUUAUUGAAGUUUCUUGCUAAUCUGAAUCCUUCAAAAAAAUCUUUUUUUCCUAACCUGAAUUUGUUUUCAAAACUUAAUCCUUCGAAAAAAGCUUAUGAAGAUCCUUUAUUUUUCAUUUCUGUUUUAGAUCGACUACUUAAAUUAUCUCGUCAAAGUGAUGAUAAAAGCGAUCUACUUAAAGUACAAUUUGAAACUUAUUACGUUAAUUUAUUUAUUGAAUGCUUUUAUGAAAGUCAAUCAUCAUUUACUGAUGAAAUGAAAUUAAUCGUCGAUGAACGAGAGUGGUGGAUUUCGAUUGACGAUAGAAAAACUUCUUACGAGUUUUCUUAUGAAAAUUAUUUCGUAUAUCAUUUUAUAAAAUCUGGAAAAAAGUUAUCGUGGCUGUAUGUUAGUAAAAAUAUUUUAAGUAGUAAAGAAAAAAAUCUUUUAACUCUGUGUUCAACAAAUGUUCGCGAUGCUUACUUUUAUUGUCCAAUUAAAUUUGAAGGAUGGAAACCAGAAAAUAAGUUUGAAAGGUUGUGGAUAGAUAUCUCAAGUUAUUUAAUAACGAAAAAAGAUUUAGAAGAAAAUUUUCUUCCGUGGAUCAAUCUUUGUGAAGAAUUAACUUUAGGACUUAACGACGACAUCGAUUUCAUUAAAGAGGUUUAUGAAUGGAUUCGUUGUUUGAAUUUCAAGAAGUUGAGGCUCUACUACCGUGGAAAAAAUUUUUAUAACCUCGAUGAAUUAAAAAACUUUAUAUAAAAAAAAAAUGUUUAAUAUCUUUAAUGAAAUAUUUAAUAAAUAAUA